This is a messenger RNA of Onthophagus taurus, 2476 nucleotides long. The record is from RefSeq and is a predicted model, not a curated record. Lineage: Eukaryota; Metazoa; Arthropoda; Insecta; Coleoptera; Scarabaeidae.
UUUUUAAUUUUAGGUAUCCAAAAAAUAAACGAAUCCCCUCCUUUAAUAACACCGAGCUCUCCGAGUAUGAUAAGAAAAUUUGCUUCAUCGCCCACUCACACAUCAAGGAAAAUUUCGAGUCCAAAUUUGUUGAAGUCGUCGUCGCAUCAAAGCCCAAAACAUUCCCCCGCCCACAUUACAAGUUCUCCAAAACACACAAUCGGAAUUUCAAGCCCGAAAAGUCAUGGGUUAAGCCCCAAGCAUCCCUCGACAAGCGGAAGUGGCAAACCAAGCAUGUCGACGUUAAAAAACGCGGCGAAUUCACCAUCGAGUAAAAGCGAAAAUAAAAAAUCUUCGAGCAAGGAUUCGUCAUCUCGGGAUAAAGACAAAAGAUUAUUUUCAAACUCAACGAAGAAAAUUGAUAAAUCGAUGGUGAAGGUGAAACAAUUAGAUUUAAACGCGGGAUCAAACGAGAUAAUGGGGCAACUCCCCGAUGGGUUAAUCUCCCCCACUGGGUUAGAUAUGUCGAAGAACGCCAAUGUAGCAAGAAAAAGUAAAGGGUUAUUAGCGGUUAUUGAUAAAUUAAAAUUAGCCCAAUCUGACACAGCCACUGAUUUAUCUAGUAAAAAUAAAGAUAAAAUAAUUUUUAAAGACGUCAAAAUAAACAACAAAAUGGGAGAGAAUAAAAACUCGGAAUACAUGGUAAAACCGAGUUCCGAUGGGAUCAAAAUAACAAUAAAUAAAACUCGCACGAAAGAUUCAUCAUCGAAAUGUUCUAAUUCUAAUAAAACAAGUACGAGUUUAUCGUCUUCUUCGGGAACGGGGUCUCCAAAAACGCACACCGGGUUAAAACCCGGCGUAAAUAGCGGCCCGGCUUCGAAAAAACCACAACAAUUAAGCAAAUCGAGUUCUGGGUCAAAUUUAAACUCAAAAUUAACCAACAAAACGAUAACUAACAAAAUUUCGAGCUCUUCGUUAAUUAAUAAAUCGAAAUCAAGUUCCGCAACCGAUUUACGAUUAAAAGAUAGGAUAAAACCCUCGAAAUCGGAUAAAUCAUUUUUUAAUAAAGACAGAAAAGGUUCCCCCACGCAACGUGACGACGAAUAUAAAUUAAAAUUGGAUCCGUACUCCUCAACGCCUUUGGUUGUUGAGGGAUUUGUUAAACAGUUGGAUAAAAAGUUUCAAAUUCCGAAACUUUCCGCUCGGACCACAUCCGAUGAUAAGAAGAUUAAAAAUUCCGUUGAAAACGAUAAUAAAGUUUAUGAUUUAUUUAAAAAUGAUAAAUACGCCAUUUCGUUGCCGGGGAAUAAAUUGGGUGUCUUUGAAAAUUCCCUCCGGUUAAAUAAUACCAGCCCGAAAUCUAAGGACGAUUUUUCCGAUGAUACGAAUAUGGUGGGGUUGAACUUUGCGAAUGUGCCGUUAAGUUUGUCGACGAAAACGAUGGAGUUGUCCAAGUUUAUUAUGCCGCCGCCUAAAGACGAUAAGAUUAAGGAAAAAAGGGAAUCGAAUGUUAACGCGGACGGGUUGGUCGAUUAUUCGAAAGAUUCGAAAAUUAACGCUAUUGGGUUUCCUUCUUCGCCGUCCGUUAGUGUUCACAUUGUUAAAUCUCCCGCUCCAAGUCCCAUGGUCAAUCCAAGCCCGCAUUCGGCGUCUUCGAGCAUCACCGACGACGAACUUAUGGACGAGGCUUUAGUUGGAAUAGGAAAAUAAUCAAGGUUAGUUUAUUUUUUUGUACAGGUUCAUUUUUUAGGGGCAGAUUUCAUUUUUUAAUUUUAUUUAACCUUUAAAAAUAUGACAUAACUGUCAGUGUGUAAUUGUCAAUUGAUACGAUCGAUGGGCAAAAGAUGGCGCUUAACAUUUUUUUGAUUCAUUCUAAAUAACUUAAUUUAAACUUAUAAUUCAAAUUAGCUUAGAUACAAUAUUUGAAUAAACAAUACUUGGAACUUAAAUAAUUUAAUUUCGUAAAUAUUAAUAUUAAUUAGAAUCGUCAAAAAUAUGUAAUAUUUGCGUUGUCAAAACGUUGUUGCAGCACUCGAUAAGAGAUGGCGCUGGUAGUAAAUUAUGAAUUAAAUUGAAUUUGACAGUUUGGUAUAUUUAAGGUUAAAAUAAAUUUUAAUUAAUUUUUAGGGCACGGAACUUUUGUAACAAAACAAUACGAUUUCCCCCCUCCACUCGUUCUCGGCAGAAAAUUUCAUAGGAAAGUUGUUUCUCAAUAAAAAAAAUGUAUAAAAAUAUAUACAGUGUGUCCCCGGAUAGGUGAAACGACUUCGGAAUCAUCGGCCUACUUUAUAAGAUUAGAUGCUUUAUUAAGAUUUUUUGUUUUGAGAAUCAGAUUGUUUGGGAGAAAUAAACAAACCGUUCUUAAAAUGUUUACAAAAAAUUAAUUGUGUGUUCGCUCACAAAAGAAAACAGGUAAUCAUAAUUAACAGUUAAUCAGUUUCAUCAUAAUUUUUCUUUAGAGUGAAUACUUCCUGCUGUAAGAAAUGUUUUGAUUAAA